GUGGAGGCCUUCCUCGCUGAGUGCCUUGCUUUGCUGCCUGAGGUUCCAAAGGAAGUGGUCGCAGUGGGUCACUCCCUGGGCGGCGGCGUCCUCUUAACCACGCAAGCUUUCGCUGAGCGACAGCGAUUUUCCCGCAUGCUUAUCUUCGAGCCCAUGUGGCUCUUCGUCGAGCCGCCUCUAUGGAAGCUGAUCAACUUACCUCCCCUGCCUCCGGAGACUACGAAGCUGGAGCCGCCAGUGGUGGCUCAAACUCUCCGUCGGCGAAGUGAAUGGCCAAGCCGUGCUGCUGCGCACGCGGAUCUGUCCAAGAAGGCCUUCUUUGCUUCCUGGGACCGGCGAGUCUUCGAAGCGUAUUUACAAGGCGGCCUGAAAGGCCAGGAGCCAUGUUCGCUGGCAUGCUCGCCGCAGACCGAGGCAACGAUCUUCCUAAGUGGCGUUCCAAAGCCUCUUCUCUCGGCCCUUCGGCGGAGCGAUGGCCUCUUCGGUUGUGAGCUACAUGUCUGCAUUGGCACCAACACGAUGUGGACCCGAGUCGCUGCGGACACACUUUUCGGCUCCCUUCGCCCCGCUGCGCGUGUGGAGGUCGAGCCCGGUGGCCAUAUGUGGCCCAUGGAGUGUCCCAAGGACUUCGCUCACCGCGCCUCGACGAUGCUCUCGAACCGGAGCCGUCUUUGA
Molecule: messenger RNA, 675 nt
Organism: Symbiodinium sp. CCMP2456
Lineage: Eukaryota; Dinophyceae; Suessiales; Symbiodiniaceae
Source: the annotation of a GenBank genome assembly